AUGGGAGCAAUUGAGCGGUUCUUGCCAUUUUUUGGUAAGACUAUUAACGGCUGCAAGUUUCUCGUUGGUGAUAACUGCGCAGUCAACAAACGGCUUGCAAAUCUGAUGAAUGUGCCGCUAGUUGGCUGCGCAAGCCAUCGUCUGAAUCUCGCUGUUCGAGAGUUUCUUGUUCCUUUUGAAACUGCGCUUGAUCAAGUUCAGCAGCUUAUGCGGAAGCUUCGUACGUUAAACCAAGCUGCAAAACUGAGGAUGAAGACACCCUUGAUGCCAAUUCUGCGUCAGGAUACACGCUGGUCCUCGACGUUCUCCAUGCUUGAACGCUACAUUCGCCUGCGUGAAUUCCUUUCUGCUGACGAUGACGACAUGGCGGAUCUGCUACCGUCAAGAGCAGAUCAUCGUAAGCUGGAGGAUCUCUUGUCGAAGUUGCGGUGCAUCGAAUCGAUUUCCAAGAAAUUACAGGGGGACGAGUUAACCCUGCUCGAUGCACGCGCUUUGUUUGACGGCCUGUUCGAAUUGAGGCCCUCAAUGACCACCUAUCUUUCGCCUGAUGCCGAAAUUGUGCACUCGCCUGUGUUUGAAGCAGCGGUUGUCAAGGUGCUGGCAGGUGAUGCCGGCUUGUUGACGAACGAAUAAGCCAGAGCUUUGGAACCAUUUCGUGUGCCAGCGGAGGUUUUGAGCACCGCGGAAUUGACGAGUUCUACCGCAAAGGAAGGGUUUGCUGAUCAAAUCCUAAAACGACGCAAUUUUGUUGCCAAUCCAUCGACCUAGAUGCUCAUAUCAGCUAUCCCACCUACGUCGAAUCGAGUAGAGAGGCUUUUCAGUAUCGCUCCUGCCGUGGUUCCACAUGAGCGACACAGGUUGUUGCCUAUGACUCUCGAAAUGAUUCUCUUUCUGAAGGUUAAUGGAGGCUUCUGGGAUGUGGCGACAGUGGAUGCGUGUCUAGAGAAGUAGAAGGCUAGCACGCUUGGCAUGCAAUAAUUUACUGUCUCACCAC
Molecule: messenger RNA, 994 nt
Organism: Phytophthora nicotianae INRA-310
Lineage: Eukaryota; Oomycota; Peronosporomycetes; Peronosporales; Peronosporaceae
Exons: 3
Coding region: 1-633 (210 amino acids)
Source: RefSeq, a predicted model, not a curated record